Copidosoma floridanum is the source of this 2478-nucleotide messenger RNA. Its product is annotated as mitochondrial intermediate peptidase. Gene Ontology annotation, cellular component: mitochondrion. Gene Ontology annotation, biological process: peptide metabolic process. The record is from RefSeq and is a predicted model, not a curated record. Gene Ontology annotation, molecular function: metalloendopeptidase activity. Lineage: Eukaryota; Metazoa; Arthropoda; Insecta; Hymenoptera; Encyrtidae.
CAGGCUCCCCGGGUUGUAAUCUUGUAAUGUAUGUAAUAAAAAACCCAAGCGUGUGUGUACCUUAUUUUAAUUUUUAUCAGCUGUAAAAUAUACGUCUUCUGGUAUGUCUCAACAAUCACUGCAGGGAAAAUAACAUCGAUUGUAAAAUGAAUAAUGUCUCUUGGAUAAUCAAAAUUUUGACUUAUUUUGUUUGCUGAAUAACAAAGUUACCAAUAAGAACACAAAUUGUUAGUCGACCGCAAUGCAAUGAAGAGCACAUUUUCCACAACAUUAUAUAUUACGUUGUAGCCCUGGAAUUUUUUUAUUGAGUUGAUUUCAAACUAACUGGGGCACAAAAUGCUGAGAACGGCAAGACGGUGUUUAAACACGUGGUCACCUCUGGCCACUGCUUUUAAUGCAAAACCUGGCAGUAACUUUACCGUCAGUUUUGGCCAUAAAGAGACCGGUUUGUUCAGUAUCCCAGAGUUAGAAAAUGCAACUGGUUUUCAAGAAUUGGAAGAUAGAGCUAUUGCACGAUCUAACAAACUCAUCGAUGAAGCUACCAAAUCUGAUACACGUUCUAGAAAAAUGGUGGAAAUUUUUGAUGAAUUGUCAGAUACAUUGUGUCAGGUAGCAGAUAUGGCAGAAUUUGUGAGGAUAGCUCAUCCCAGUGCUGAUUAUUCAAAAGCUGCGGAAAAUGCUUGCAUCACCAUCAGCGGAAUUGUAGAAAAACUAAACACGAAUUUUCAGCUUUACAAUUCUCUUUCGAAUGUUCUCAAAAAUGGAGAUAUUGUAAAAACAAGCGAAAUAGAUAAUCAUGUAGCUAAUCUCUUCCUUUUUGAUUUUGAACAAUGUGGAAUUCAUUUACCAGAAAAACAGAGAUUUCAGGUUGUACAGUUGAAUGAUUUUAUACUACAGUGUGGACAAAAAUUUAUGGCUGGUGCACUUGAGCCCAGAGUCACAGAUAUGAAAGCAUUGCCACCAAGUGUACAGAAUAAUUUUACCAAUGAUGGAACGAACGUUGUAGUGGGCGGUUUAAACUCAGAUUCCUCUGAUGCUUUGGUAAGAGAGCUGGCAUAUAAAAUAUUUUUGUUUCCUGAUGCAAAACAAGAAGAACUACUUCAGGAUUUAUUAAAUUCAAGACACGAUUUGGCUCAUAUUUGCGGUUUUCCAUCUUAUGCCCAUAGAGCUGUGCGUGGAAGUACAGUAGAAACUCCGCAAUUUGUAAAUGAUUUUUUGAACCUAAUGACUGACGAGUUGAGAAACCGAGCUCAGAAUGAAUACGACCAGUUACAAAAAAUAAAGAAUUGUGAUUCUCAAGCUCAGCAGCCGAUAAUGCCGUGGGAUACGGCUUAUCUCACAAACAAAGCCCGAAAAUCGUGGUUGGGCUCAUCGAACGAAAAAUUUGCUCCUUAUUUUUCACUUGGAGCCUGCAUGGAAGGUCUGAAUCUUUUGACGCAGGCGUUAUAUGGAGUGCGUUUAGAAAACCAACCGAUGUUGUCUGGCGAGGCAUGGUCAUCUUAUGUACAUAAAUUAGCCGUUAUUGAUGAAAAUGAAGAGCUACUUGGUCAUAUUUAUUGUGAUUUUUUUGACAGAAGAAACAAACCCAUGCAAGAUUGCCACUUUACCAUUAGAGGGGGACGACAACUUCCUGAUGGAUCGUAUCAGAACCCUGUGGUCGUACUUAUGCUGACAUUACCAUCACCGAGCAAAUCAGCUCCUUCUUUGUUAAGUCCUUCCCUUGUAGAUAAUUUGUUUCAUGAAAUGGGUCACGCUUUGCAUUCUAUGCUUGGAAGGACGAAAUACCAACAUGUUACGGGAACAAGAUGUAGCACAGAUUUUGCGGAAGUGCCAAGUGUACUUAUGGAAUACUUUUCAUCCGACCCAAGAGUCAUUUCCUUAUUUGCAAAACACUAUGAAACUGGUGAAUCAAUGCCUCAAGAAAUGGUGCAUCAGCUGUAUACUUCAAAAAGUUUGUUUCCUUCAUCAGAAAUGCAGAGUCAAGUGUUUUACAGUAUGCUAGAUCAAGUAUAUCAUAGUGGCAAAUGUAAAACAUCAACGACAAGUAUAUUGGAACAAAUACAAAAUCAAUAUUAUGGCUUACCAUAUGUUCCCAACACGGCUUGGCAACUACGAUUUUCCCACUUGGUCGGUUAUGGUGCCAAGUACUAUUCAUACCUUGUAUCUCGUGCCAUUGCUUCAUGGAUUUGGCAUACCUACUUUGAAGCUGACCCACUGAGUCGAAGCUCAGGUGAACGUUACAGAAAUGAGUGCCUGGCUCAUGGUGGUGGCAAGCCUCCUUCAAAGCUGGUAGCUGAUUUUCUUAAUAGAAAAUCUAGUCCAGAGAACUUUGUCAAGUCACUUAUUCAUGAAAUCGACAAGAGAACUGAAUACUUGCAAACACAAAAAUCUUGCAAGUCUGUAUAAAAAACGUUCAGUAGGCAGAAUUUUUAUUUUCAUACGGUGAUAAUCCUCACCUAUGAAAAAUACUGAAAGGUU